Nerophis ophidion (straightnose pipefish) is the source of this 3144-nucleotide messenger RNA. RefSeq names its product nuclear factor of activated T cells 4 (gene nfatc4). NCBI's taxonomy places the organism in Eukaryota, Metazoa, Chordata, Actinopteri, Syngnathiformes, Syngnathidae. The coding region runs from base 278 to 2941 and encodes 887 amino acids. Gene Ontology annotation, biological process: calcineurin-NFAT signaling cascade; cytokine production; regulation of transcription by RNA polymerase II. The record is from RefSeq and is a predicted model, not a curated record. Gene Ontology annotation, cellular component: transcription regulator complex. Gene Ontology annotation, molecular function: DNA-binding transcription factor activity, RNA polymerase II-specific; transcription factor binding; RNA polymerase II cis-regulatory region sequence-specific DNA binding. The transcript has 14 exons.
GCGGUGAUUGACAGGCGGCCGGGCCAAUGAGGAAGUCAGCCGCACAGACAAAAGCAGGCAAUUAAGGGUAAAAGACGACAAAAUAUUUCAUCAACUUUUUCUUCUCCCUCCUCUUCCUCUCUCUUGCGUGGGGAUGACGCUGGAGGGAGGAUGAAGGUGGCGGACACAAGCCAGCAGCCGUCACGUUGCAAGUAGAAGACCAACUUCAGCAGAAAGACACUUUGCAAGUUCCAGAAAAAACAAGUUCUUCGGGACUUCUUGGACGUCCUCCUCGCCGAUGGGGGCCGCGCCGGGCUCAGGCUGGCAGGAGGACGACUUGGACUUCAACUUGAUCUUCGAGGACGAAACACCCAGGCACGCCCGCGGGACGUCGCCCACUUCCAUGCCGGAGGACAGCGCCGUCGGCCGGGAGAGAAGAGAGGUGGAGGCCGCUGACGGCGGAGGUGGAGGCGGAGGUGGAGGUGGUCCAGGGACAAACCGCCACCUGGCUGCCACUCAUGCGGGUUAUUCCAUCCACAUCCCCAGCCCCCCGCCUUCGGCCAAUCAGAGGGCUGGGAUGCAUUCCCCGCCCCCCCGGAGAGCGCCAGUCAAGGAGUUCAGUGGAACCUACGAGAGCCUGCCGGCACGCUCUGUUCAGGUUUCAGAGUCCCGCGUGGUGGAGUGUCCCAGCAUCCAGAUUACCACCAUCUCCCCCGAGGACGAUCCGCCACCCUCCAACUCCUGGGACAUGGAUGGCGGUGGCAGGUGGGACAGGGAGGGCCUCUACCUCCCCCUGCUGGACCCUUUCACCUACCGCGACAGAUGCCCCGGCUCGCUCAGCCCUAGCCCUGCCUCCAGCCUCUCCUCCCGCGGCUGGCUCAGCCCGGCAUCCAGCUGUGACUCCCUGCUGACAGAGGAGGAGGAGCUUAACGAGGCCACCCUCCAUUUCGGCCUUUCGCCGUCUUCCAGGCCCACUUCCCCGAGCGGUAAGAAGCGCAGGAACUCACCCCUGGCCUCCCCGUGCUCCUCGCGAAGGGCCAGUUAUUCCGAGGAGCCGCACGGCGGCACCACGGAGGGCGCGGACUUAAGCCUGACGUCACAAGCUCCACCCAACAUCUGCGAGCUGAGCAUCCCGCAGAAAACCAGGAAGACGUCUAUGGAGCAGUUGUCUCCAAGGGAGGUGGAUCGGGAGCAGAACCCAGGUCACAGCCCCUCUUGUCCGCUUCCAGAAACCCUGCAGACCAGGAGAGAGCCCCUUACGAUGGGUAUGGACUACCUUUCGGUGCCCCCGGCUUUGGCUUGGGGUCGAACACGGGCCAGCGCUCACAGUCCUCUUUUCAGGUCCAACGCCAUGCCGCCACUCGACUGGCCCCUCCCCUCCCAGUUUGACCAGUACGAGCUGCGCAUUGAGGUGCAACCCCGUCCGUACCACCGGGCGCACUACGAGACCGAGGGCAGCCGGGGAGCUGUCAAGGCCAUUCCAACGGGACAUCCCGUCAUCAAGCUGACUGGAUACACCGAGAGGAAACCGCUUUCCCUGCAGGUUUUUGUCGGAACGGCAGAUGAUCGAUCCAUCAGGCCACAUCCUUUCUAUCAGAUACACAGGGUGACCGGGAAAAUGGUGGGCACUGCAAGUCAGGAGAGCAUCCAGGCGGGCACCAAACUGCUGGACAUCCCUCUCAACCCCGAGAACCACAUGGCCGCACUCAUCGACUGCGCCGGGAUUCUCAAGCUGAGGAACUCGGACAUCGAGCUAAGAAAAGGCGAAACGGACGUCGGGAGGAAGAACACGCGCGUCCGCUUGGUGUUCCGCACGCAUCUACCUUUGGCGCCCCCGGUAUCCCCCCCGGGUCGCAUCCUGGCUCUGCAGGUGGCCUCGUUGCCCAUCGAAUGUUCCCAGCGGUCAGCGCAGGAGUUGCCCGUCAUCGAGUCGGUCAGCCUCACUUCGUGUUCCGUGGAGGGUGGUGAGGAUCUGCUGCUGAGUGGAAGUAACUUCAUGCCCAUCUCCAGGGUUGUUUUCAUGGAGAGAUCCACUGAUGGCAAACUUCAUUGGGAGCAGGAGGCCGCCGUGGACCGAGACCACAGCAACGAGUGUUUGCUGCGUGUGAGAGUCCCUCCCUACGCCGACCUGACCGUCAGUCGCCCAGUGGCGGUCAAUCUUUACGUGUCCAACGGGAAGAGGAAACGGAGCAGCAGUCAUUGCUUCAAAUAUCUCCCCAUGAUGUUGAAGGAGGAGGAGCCCCUGUUGUCCCAGACCCAGGACAGAGGUCAGUCCAGAAUGAACAGCGACCAACAGGUGAGUAGUGCCCCCAUGUUGGAUGAGCAGAGCAGCCUUGGCUUCCACCUGCCCCCCUACUCCUCCACCUGCUCGGGCCUGGCCUACCAGGAGGAUCAUGGCAAUGAUGUGACGGCGGAUGAGCCCGGUGGGUCGGGCCCCGCCAUGUCCGAGCAUCACGACGGCUUUGAGAACCUGGAGUUGGGUUUUACUGAGCUCCUCCCCCCUCUCUACCUGCGUGGUCCUCAACCUCCGUCACCUUCCCCCUGGUUGGACUCCCCUUACCUGUCCUCCUCCCCGUCCCCUUCCCAUUCCACCUCUCUUAGCCCGUUCCCCGCCGGGAGCCCCAUCUCCACGUCCCCUCUGCCUCCGUUUCCCACUCCCCCGUACCCGCAGUACUCCAUUUUCCCUCCGGAGCUGUGCCCCCCCUCUCCUAGCCGCAUGAACCCAUACCAGGACAUAGUUUGGGCCCCCUAUUCUAAUUACGAGAGCUGGGACCCCCCUGGGAGUGCGCAGGGCUUGGGUCUCGUGGACGAGAGGGAUGCCAAGAUUCAAGGAUGUCCUCUGGAGUCCAGUAGCUCCACCCCCAUCAACCCCAUCACUUUUGAGGAAGUGACAGAGUACAUCGGGCAGGACCUGCAGUCUUACCAGGCCACGUCCCACAUGUCCCACCAGGAGCCUCACUGAUCACCACUUUGCAACUUUCCUGUCACAACGCACUUGUCCUACAGCACAACUUCCUGCUCCACUUUCACUCUACUUGUAUCUUCAUUAGCAGGACACUGAUGCCAUUUUGGCCAAUCGGUACAAGGAGGCCUUCAUUUACUUUUUAUAUAAAGCCAAACAAAUGUUGUUGCUUUUUUGCAUUAUAAAUUAUAAAACAAAGCUGA